AUGGCGGCCUCGGGGUUUGAAGGGUUCGAGAAGAGGCUCGAGCUCCACUUCUCCGGCGACGACCCCACCUCUGGCAAAGGCGGCCUCCGUCGUCUCGACUUCCCCUCCCUCGAGAAAGUAUUGCACGCAGUGCAGUGCACCGUGGUCUCUGCAGUCGGCAACGCCCAUUUCGACUCGUAUGUCCUCUCCGAGUCGAGCCUCUUCGUGUACCCCACCAAAAUCGUCAUCAAGACAUGUGGGACCACUCAACUCCUCAAGUCCGUCCACCCGUUCAUCGACCACGGCCUCUCGUUGGGCCUCACCCUCCUCGGGUGUAGAUACACCCGCGGCAGCUUCAUUUUCCCCCAAGCUCAACCCUACCCCCACACUAGCUUUAAAAAUGAAGUCAUCUACUUAGAGUCAAACUUGCCAAAAAGUCUCACCCAAAAGAAGGCCUCCACAAUGAACUCCAAAUCCAACCACAAGUGGCAUGUUUUCACUGCUUUCGACGACGCGUACACGAUAAACUCGGUGGGCGCGAGCGUAGACGACUCCUACACCGUGGAGAUCUGUAUGACCGAGCUGGACCCCACCCUCGCCCGGAACUUCUUCCGGUUCGACGGAGGGAAACUCAACGGGGACUCGGCCGGGAAAGAGAUGACGAGGGCCUCCGGCAUACAAAAAAUUAACGAAAAUGCCCUCAUAUGCGAUUACGCGUUCGACCCUUGCGGAUACUCGAUGAACGGGCUUGACCUCGACCGCUACUCGACGAUACACGUGACGCCCGAGGACGGGUUCAGCUACGCGAGCUUCGAGUGCGUGGGGUCCACACGCGACGGGAGGGGAACGAUUCUCGAGGUCUUGAAGAGAGUGAUCGGGGUUUUCGGGCCCGGGAAGGUCUCAGUUUCGACGACGGUGGGGCCCGCGGUUAGGAAUAGUGUGUGGAGGGGUAUGGCGAAGGCGGUCGAGCCUCUAGGGAUGCGGCUGACCAGCUGCACGGCAGGCGAGUUCCCGAGCGCCGGGAGCGUCGUUUUCCAGACAUUCGUGGCCGACCGAAAAUGA
This is a messenger RNA of Striga hermonthica, 1041 nucleotides long. Lineage: Eukaryota; Viridiplantae; Streptophyta; Magnoliopsida; Lamiales; Orobanchaceae. The record is from the annotation of a GenBank genome assembly.